Messenger RNA from Nematocida minor, 174 nucleotides. RefSeq lists its product as uncharacterized. The record is from RefSeq and is a predicted model, not a curated record. NCBI's taxonomy places the organism in Eukaryota, Fungi, Microsporidia. The transcript has a single exon. Bases 1 to 174 code for a protein of 57 amino acids.
AUGGAGCAGACAAAGAGCACAGAAGAGGUAUUUGCAGGGGCGUCCUUCAACGAUGCGCCAAACCCUCAGGACCUUCCCAUCCCCAACAUCCCCAAGGGAUUCGUUUUGAAAAAGAAGCAGGAGCCAGAGAAGCAGCAGAAGAAACAGAAGAAGUAUGUAUCCAAGAAUAAAUAA